Serpula lacrymans var. lacrymans S7.9 is the source of this 1119-nucleotide messenger RNA. RefSeq lists its product as uncharacterized. The record is from RefSeq and is a predicted model, not a curated record. NCBI's taxonomy places the organism in Eukaryota, Fungi, Basidiomycota, Agaricomycetes, Boletales, Serpulaceae. The transcript has 3 exons. Bases 115 to 1119 code for a protein of 334 amino acids.
AGCAGCACGUUGCGUCGCUAUAAAUUGCCAGAGGCCGUCAGCGUUGACGGAUCAAAGCCCCUCUUACCAGUAAACGCAAACGACUCAUAUCGCCUUCGCAUCCUGUAUAGAAUCAUGAUGCUCCCAGUACAUGCCGUAUCGCCAGGGGGCAAACAAUUCCGGAAAAACACCCAUCAGCAGUUGUCAGUACACCAACUGCAGAUGAACGCACAUCAUCUGGCAGCAAACUUUCCCCACCACACCCUUCCAACACCGACAUCGGUCAUGAAUGAUGCGUGGGCAUUAGUGCCGAACAUGACCACCAAUAUCGCACAGGUACCAUUAACAUUAAAGGAUCCUUCCUUCAUUGCAGCACCACCCUCAAAAAUACAACCGACGACAGAGAACAUGGAAUCAGCGCAAGAUUUUACUAAACCCAUCAGUGAAAUCAAGCGUACCGAGGAAAGUGUGUUCACCACAUCCAUCAAGUCCGCCGGUCCCCGCGCAAAGAUCAACAUUAAUCAGAUGAUUAAUGAUUGUACAACGCUAUAUAUGCGCGAAGGGAUCGACGGGCUAUUGCGAGGCCUCCUUCAGAUCGGACAGCGGCAUCUGCAGGGUACAUCACUGGUCUCUAUCAUUGUGCAUCCCAUGAUAAAGGAAGUCACCCGGCUAUCUCCAAUGCAGGGGAAGGAGCUGGAACGAUCGCUGCGAUUAAGCGCGAUGACCAUGUUCCAACAACACUGGAACACCAAAGAAUGUCAAUCGGUGGUUGAUAAAACCACACAAUUAACAUACCGGUUGACAACGGGUGUGAAGACCGCCGGUCUCGUCGGAUCGCUGUUCGCUGCCAAAGUGACUACCACAGAGGACAUUUUCUUAUGCCUCGAUCUUCUUAUCGACGGCGGCGGGCAGCUCGAUCGACUCCGUGCCGUGCACGCACUUAUUACCCAGGCAAACGACAAGCUUUGCAAGAAACGCAACAUCGCAGGUACAAUGCGCUUCUAUGCAAAAUUCAUGGCAGUAUACCCCGAAAGUGAAGCACAGAUCUGUGCACAAAGCGAGGCCUUGAUCUUGAUCAGAGAUGUGAACGAUAGCAUCGAGGGCUGGAUGGUAUCGCAAGAGAAGAAGAAAAUCUAUUGA